AUGAGACACAAUGACCAACGGUUCCAAGUAAACAUUGGAACUCGCAACCGUCUAGGAAAAGAUAACGGCCAAACUUCUCCUGCUAAUAUAAAGCAGACAAAAGACCAAAAGAAGGUACCCACCCUCGCCGUUCGUUCGUCGCCGACGUAUAUCUCGGUUCACUCUAAGAAAAGGGAAAUAAGGAAAGGGAAAAUAAGGAAAACAGGGGGGAAGAAAGGGGAAAUAAGGAAAGAAAGGGAAAUAAGGAAAGCAGGGGGAGCUCGAGAAGUGGGAACUGAGAAAGGAAGAAAGGGAAAGCGAGUGGCGAGAGAAAGAGAAGCGGAGAGGGAGAAGAGGAAGAAAGGUGAGUUGAGAGGAAGAAGCCGCUGCCAUUGCGGUCCGCGUUCACGUCGUCGUCGUAGCGCCGCCAUCCUUACGCCAGUCGCUGCCGCUGUCGGUGAUGAAGCCCGUCGCCGCCAUUCGCGCCUCUAUCGCCGCCAGAACUACACGCUGUCGCUGAAGCUUGAACGCCGCUGUAACCACCGCAUGUUAUCAUCUUUAGCUCCGCCACCGUUUAAGUCGCGAACAGGAGAACGUGCGCGAAGGAAACCAUCGCGGAGCUACCGUCGCCGCCAUGUUGAUGGGCUCGCCAUCGUUCUGCUCGCACGGCUGCUGGGUUGCCGGAGCUCCUCGCCGCCGCUGCUGGCGCUGGAAAACCGCAGCUGCAGCCGCCAGAGGACGCCCCUGCAGCUGCCAAACCCCAUUCCACUCCAGUUUGGGUUCCGGCUCUGGUUCAUUUAUGCUGGGUUUUGUUCUCCUGAGUGUCGGAGCCGCCAUUUUCUUGUGAGUUUUUUCGCUGCUGGUUGAAGUCGCCGCUGUUGGAGCUUGCCGGAGUUAAUCGCUGGAGCUGUGGUUGUGCUGUACUUAGUUUCUUGUUGGUACAAGUAGCUGUGGUUGCUGCAAAAGUGGUUUAGAGUUGAGGAUGAGACUGCCGCGUUGUGGGCCGAGAGAAAAACUGAAUUUAUCGCGUAGCUAAGUCGUAAACGAGCUUUACUUUUUCAGGAACCGGAUGAAGAAGCAUUAAGAAGAGUUAUACUGCGUUUGGUUUAUAUGUUGUUGUAUUAAUUAGUUUAUUUUCUUCCCUCGUCUUUAUUAUUACAAAUUUGAAAGAGGGAUAGGAAUUGUAUGUUUUAUAUGUGUGUAAUAUUAUGAGUUAUUACGUAAGGAGUCCUGUAUAUGAAUAUAUGCCUUGUAUUUUUCUUAAGAUGAGGUAUUAAUUUCUGAUUUCUUAAAGAAAUCAGCGAUACAGUGUCGAGUCACAGGCUCCUAUUUUAGUAUUUAGUAUGUAGAGUAGUCGUAAUACUUCUUGCUAUCAGAGUAGCGUAGCCAGAAGCGUGACUUCUGAUAGUGAGGGUGUUACAAAUAUGGUAUCAGAGCGGUUCUUUCUGUAGAGCCUGAGGAGUGGACUGAUUAUGCUUUAAUUGCAUACUCUGAGCGUCUGUCAUGUAAUAGGUCUCGUUCAGAUAAUGAGAAUUAGAGUUUUAUACACAUGACGGUCUAUUGAUUAAUGCCAUUAGUCUUGCAUUGCAUAAUUCCUGGUAUUAAGUUUGGCCGGCUUAACACUAGUAAAUUAUGUAUAUGGAAGCACCAAUGGGUUAUGAUAGACAAUAUGCGAGUCAUAAAUAAUGCGAGUUGCGGGUUUUGGGAGAGUUAGAAAUUAAUUCUUGAAGUUUGUUGACAUGUGAUCCUUAUCUGUGAUAGGUGUUAGUUUUACCUUUAAGAGUUGCAUUGGAAAUCCUUGAUUCAAUGCCUUUCUUGAGAUACGGUUUGAUUCUCUGUCAAAUUAUAUUUCUGACUAUCCCCUAGAUUCUUGAUGUUAUGGUCCUCAAUUUUACGUUCUUUUAUAGGAACUCUAUACUCUAAUUUAAUUUGAAUUUUGCUUCGAUCAAUAUAUUAUCUUUCUUCUUGUUGUUCCUAGCGAAAUUUUCUGAUUUAGAUUCUCUCCUUAAGUUAUGAUUUGAUAUCUUGCCUCUAUGCUUUUCACCAUAUGCGUAUUCUUCUCUUAACAUGCGCCUACUUAUUCCAUAGAUUCUUGACAUCACAGCUUUAGGUUCUGCAUUCUUCUACUUAAGCGAUGUAAUUUAUCAAUGAAAUCUGAACCUGUUUUGCCGUAAUACAUCCUAUCUUAUAAAGCCCUCUUGUAAUUUUUGUUUUGGGUCUUCAAAGUAAUUCUGGUU
Molecule: messenger RNA, 2216 nt
Organism: Arachis stenosperma
Lineage: Eukaryota; Viridiplantae; Streptophyta; Magnoliopsida; Fabales; Fabaceae
Exons: 7
Coding region: 1-846 (281 amino acids)
Source: RefSeq, a predicted model, not a curated record